This is a messenger RNA of Apiotrichum porosum, 924 nucleotides long. Its product is annotated as Ca(2+)-dependent cysteine protease. The record is from RefSeq and is a predicted model, not a curated record. Lineage: Eukaryota; Fungi; Basidiomycota; Tremellomycetes; Trichosporonales; Trichosporonaceae. The transcript has 9 exons. Bases 1 to 924 code for a protein of 307 amino acids.
AUGCCCCGCCGCUCCUCUUCGAGGAGCAACUCCUCUCGUACCGACCCUUUGAAUCGAGCUGGCCGGACGCUCUCGCGUUCGGGAAGUGCAGCCGCGGCCUCGGACAUAUUGUCACUCUCGUCGACCACGACGUCCGGCCGUAGCAGAGCGUCCGACCAUAGCAUCGACUUUGAGUAUUCCAAUUGCACUGGAACCAAGCGAGCUCUUCUGAUUGGUGUCUCGUACGGAUUCCUUAUCACCCAACACGGCUACAUGGGCCCAAACGUUACAGUGCUUAAGGAUGAUGGGGGUGACGACGACAAGAUUCCUUCGCGCGCGAACAUUGUGCAGUACCUCACGAGGUGGCUUGCUCCCGACGCCCAGCGCGACGAUGCGUAUUUCUUCUACUUGCGACACCUCCUGAUUAACCCUCUCCCUCGCGCUGCCCGCCUCACGGCUCUGUUCGAUGUGCCGCACAGCAAGGGUCUGAACUUUCCUUUCUGGUCCACCUGGCAGACCUAUGUUAGCCGCGCUGAAGUCUUGAAGAACACCCUAGACACAAUGCGGUACUGGUACAGUGCAGCAAACACUGACCCUGCAAGCGUUGUGUCACAAAUGCGCCGCCUCGACAACGGAUCUAUCAAUGACGAGUUCACCGAAGGCCAGUACAGCUACAUUGAGUACAACAACACCUUGACCCUUCAUGACGUGGUGGUAUUUGAUGGCUGCCACGAAGCCAAGAUUGGUCGUACCGCUACGGCUGCCCAGGACACGGGACCCCUUCUCAAUGCUUUCAUGGACUCAGUUAGCAGCCACCCCAACUGUCUCACUCAUCGUCAGCUACUUGUUGAACUCGCUUCGAGCCUCGAGUAUGAAGGGUUCCUCGAGCGUCCUCGCAUGUUCUCAUCCCACAUGUUCAAUGUGUACCGCGAAUUCAAGUUCUGA